AGGGUAGCUGUCCAAGAGGAUACUCUUCUUGAACUCGUUGUUCCGUACUACAAAAUUAUUACAUGGAAUAAUUCGUACGUCUGAAACUAACAAAAGUGUCAUCUGUAAUUUUCUUGAUUAAACGACAUUCCAUAAUCAUAAUAGCAACAUGAAAGCUUCUCUUUUGCUGUUCGCGUUGGUCGUAAUCGCUUCUGUAACGGCCGACACAUAUCCUACUAAAUACGACGACAUCGACAUAGACAGGAUACUCCAGAACGGUCGCGUCCUUACCAAUUACAUCAAGUGUCUGCUGGACGAAGGCCCGUGCACCAACGAAGGUCGCGAAUUAAAAAAAACAUUACCUGAUGCUUUAUCCACAGAUUGUAGUAAGUGCAAUGAUAAACAAAAAGUCACUGCAGAGAAGGUAAUAAAUCACCUCAGAAAUAAGAGACCGAAUGAUUGGGAACGACUUACCGCGAAAUAUGACCCAAAUGGCAAUUACAAAAAACGUUUUGAAGCCGCUCUAACUACCACGGAGAGUUAAUCCUUGAAACAUAGGAUUACGACAUCAUUUAUGUAAUAAAAACAAAUCAAAAGGAAUAAUUUGUUCACCACUUUAGCGAACUACAAUAAAAUGUACACAUUAUCGACGGAACAUGAGAUUCAUGAAAGGUUUCACAUAUUUAAAUCAACAUAUUUGAUCAUACUCUUGUAUUACUUCGCGCACUUAUACUGUUAAGUUCUUUCACGAAUGGAUGUAUUCCUAAACAAGAAACAAACUGAUUUUGUAACAUUGUUUUAAAUGUUUGGUAAUAAAGUUCAUUUAUUCAAAAGUC
Hylaeus volcanicus is the source of this 815-nucleotide messenger RNA. RefSeq names its product ejaculatory bulb-specific protein 3-like. The transcript has 2 exons. The record is from RefSeq and is a predicted model, not a curated record. The coding region runs from base 149 to 523 and encodes 124 amino acids. NCBI's taxonomy places the organism in Eukaryota, Metazoa, Arthropoda, Insecta, Hymenoptera, Colletidae.